AUGACACAGGGAUACCAAGAUGGUAUGGCCAUUGUUCUUAACAAUGGUAAACCAGACAUAUUCCUUACAAUGACAUGCAAUCCUUCUUGGAUUGAGAUAACUUCAGAACUAGGCCUCCGUCAAACCCCACAAGAUCGACCUGAUUUGUUAACAAGAAUUUUUCGAUCAAAAUUUGAGCAGUUGAAGGAUGAUGUCACUAACAAAGGAGUCUUAGGGAGGGUUAAAAGUUAUAUGUAUGUAACCGAAUUUCAGAAACAUGGACUACCACAUGUGCAUAUGCUACUCAUCUUGGAUAUUGAUGACAAGUUACGGGAACCUGAAGAGUAUGAUAGUGUGGUGAAAGCAGAAAUACCACGACAUGAAUCUGAACCAGAAUUGUAUGAAGCUGUGGUAAAACACAUGAUCCAUGGGUCAUGUGGAGUGUUGAAUCAAAGCUCUCCGUGUAUGAAGAAUGGUCAUUGUAAAAAAAGACACCCAAAAGACUUCUGUGAAGAGACGCGUCAGGGAAAUGACUCAUAUCCUGAGUACAUGAGAAGGUUUAGUGAUCCCAUUUUUUUAAAUAGAAAUAAGUCUGUUGAUAAUAGAUGGGUGGUUCCUUAUAAUCCAUGGUUGUUGUUGAAGUACGAUUGUCACAUCAAUGUUGAGAUUUGCAGCAGCAUCAAAAGUAUUAAAUAUUUGUAUAAAUAUGUUUACAAAGGUCCUGAUCGAGUUGCAAUGGAGGUUCACAGAGGUACAUGUAUGGAUGAGAUUCAACAAUAUGUUGAUGCAAGAUGGAUUUGUGCUCCAGAGGCAUUAUGGAAAAUAUUUAAAUUCACACUUUACAAGUUAUACCCCUCUGUUGAAAGACUACAAAUCCACUUGCCAAAUAAUCAUCAAGUGCGGUUCUAUAAGCAUCAAAGAAUCACAAAUGUACUAAAUGAUAACCAAAAUGCAGUAACCAUGCUCACUGAGUUCUUUGCACUAAACCAAAUGGAUCCACAUGCUAGGAAUUAUUUGUACAGAGAGAUUCCAGAGCAUUAUUGUUGGCUAAAAGGGGUCAAAAAAUGGCAGCGAAGACGGACAAAACAAAAAGUUAUUGGUCGAAUCUAUACAGUAUCUCCUUCAGAAGGUGAGAAAUUUUAUUUACGUGUUUUGUUGUCUCAUUUAAGAGGUCCAACAAGCUGGGAAUGCCUUCUUACACAUAAUGGUGCAUGUUUUUUCACAUUCAAAAAAGCAGCUGAGGAUUAG
Lathyrus oleraceus (garden pea) is the source of this 1227-nucleotide messenger RNA. RefSeq lists its product as uncharacterized. The transcript has a single exon. Lineage: Eukaryota; Viridiplantae; Streptophyta; Magnoliopsida; Fabales; Fabaceae. The record is from RefSeq and is a predicted model, not a curated record. The coding region runs from base 1 to 1227 and encodes 408 amino acids.